Branchiostoma floridae (Florida lancelet) is the source of this 4133-nucleotide messenger RNA. Its product is annotated as AKT-interacting protein homolog A-like. The transcript is spliced from 11 exons. The record is from RefSeq and is a predicted model, not a curated record. The coding region runs from base 277 to 1269 and encodes 330 amino acids. Lineage: Eukaryota; Metazoa; Chordata; Leptocardii; Amphioxiformes; Branchiostomatidae.
GCCAAAGUUCUGAUCUUCGGAGUUUUAACUCGUCCCAUCAUGCACUGCUGAAGUGGGUCCAAAAUGGCGGACGUCAAAUGAUGUGUCGGACACUUUCUCUCCAAAAACUCCGCCGAUUUGAAGCGUUUUGAGUCUGUCUUACGGUGUCCGUGACCACCAGAAGACAAGGACAGGACAGGAGUGUCAGACAGACAUCAGCUGGAGCAGUGAGGAGCCCAGAGCCUGCAGACACAGCCUUACGUCACUGCAGGGAUCGUGGCAGCCUUAUCAUGCAACAUGUCUUCCAGCACAAGGCCUAGAAAGGGAUCAUCGGGAGGGGGAGCAGUGAGAAGUGCUGUGGGCAGGAAACAGCUUCCUCCCGUCCCCCCAGGGGCAGGGGCCUCAGACACCACCCCCAGGGCUUCGGACAGAAGGUCCACCCAGGACUCAUCUCCCAAUGGCAUCCCCCAGUCAUACGGACCCUUCUUCUUGGAAUACUCACUUAUGGCAGAAUAUAAUUUGUUGCAGAGACAGAGAAUACCGGGGAUUUAUGUCAUCCCAUCUGCCAAGUCACCACUCUUCUGGUUUGGUGUGGUGUUUGUGAGACAAGGUCUGUUCCAAGAGGGAGUGUUCAAGUUCUAUGUCAUCGUACCAGACAACUACCCAGACGGGGACUGUCCUAGGGUGAUAUUUGAUCCUCCCAUCUUCCACCCUGUGGUGGACAUAGAGACAGGAGAGUUAGAUGUCAAGAGGGGCUUCACAAAAUGGAGGCGGAAUGUCAAUCACAUCUGGCAAGUGCUGCUGUAUGUAAGAAGAAUUUUCUACAAGAUAGACACGAAAAAUCCACUCAACCCAGAGGCUGCUGUGCUGUAUGACAAAGAGCUGGACGUGUUUAGGAGAAAAGUCACAGAGACAAUCCGCAGGUGUAACGAGCACCUUUACGAUCCGCCUACAACAGACGACCCACAUGCAAUCAGAUUUACUACUUGGGACCCUUCUGUACAUGAGGAUGCAAAGAAACAAGUCCUGAGUCCAAAGAACCUUAAUUCAGUGCCGGACACGGACGACUCCCCGCCCGGAGUCAGCAGCAGAGAAACCAAAAGCCAAGGAAGCGAUCUGAGAGCGAGACAAAGAAUGCCCAGACCUCAGGCCUUUCCUGGGUCAAGCCAGGCUCCACUAAAGCCUUCAGCCGACAGGAAGCCUCGUCUUAGCGAGGCGCGGAAGGUCAAGGAGACGACGUCGGGCAGCCUGGUGAUCACCACACUGACCAGAGACGUAGCCGACACAUAGAUAGGUAGAGAACGAUGUAGGCAGGUAAAGUUGUAAGCGCGGAGGAAGAAAGGACAGUGGUUUUACCCAAUGGUUUUUAGGAAACGAUUGAAGCCCCUUUGUGAAAGUUAUUUUAAAAGGAAUAGUCCUUUGUUUACAGUCCUCUUUCCCCUGUUUUAACUGUGACCUCAGCAAACAACAAUGCAUAGGUAAUACAUGAUUUUUGCCAUCAUUAGUACCAUAUGUAAAAAAUAAGGGCUGUUCCAUUUGAGAGCACAAAAUUUCUUCCCCCUUUCAACAUCCAUGAAGCAUCCUCUUUCAGUAAAAAGAUAUCCUGACCAACCCUUCUCAGCUUAAAUCGAAGAUACCAAAUUCAAUGGCAAUAGGUAUUCAGUAUCUGUGUCAAAGUUACAUGUUAAAACUGGAGGACUGAUGAACAAGACUAUUUGGUGUACUUACAAAUAGGGGUAACUUAGGAUAGGUAACAGAGAAUGAAGGAAAUUGAAGCAGAGGUCUUUUUGGCCACAGCUUUUAAGAAUAUGCUGCAACUUUACAGAAUGAAAUGAUGAAUGUAACAGGUAGAUAUGCUAAAGAAAGGAUGAAGGGAAGUUGUGGCCCAGGAGAUGUGUUAUGGAAGUGCAGUAAAGGCUUGGUGAUGUGCAGUCAACUGAAUUCUGUAUGUAAAGAAUCUAAUGAAGAAGAAGAAAAAAAUGGUGCAUUUUACCAGCAGUGGAAACUGGAAUCACAAAAGAACUAAUAACUCCUGCACACAUAGAGGCAGGGUAUGGGCUCUGAGAGCCUCCCAUUCAUUAUACAUAAACAAUUAAACAAAAAAUAUAGGUAAGCAUAUACAGAUUGAUGCUAUUGUUGAAAAGCUUUGGUAAGAAUACUAAGUACAAUAAGAAUGACCUGACAUGUCUUUGUUUAUAAUGUUAUAGAACAGUUUGUGGAAACAGUUUGGGUUGUGCUAUGAUAUAUAUCGUAUUAUUUCCAUUGCUGAAAUGUACAUGUAACAUACAACCAACAUUGUAUGCAAGUAAUAACCUCAAGUCAAGAAGAAAAGAAAUGGCCAAGUUUGCAAAACUGCCAUCAGCCAAGGCAUAAUUCUAUGUGCAAGCAUUACAUAUAUAGAAGGUUUUACUAACUGGUGAGUGUGAAACCAUAGUAGUAAGUUGUUAGCAUAAAAAAAGUAUCAUUCCUAUUAAACAUGACUGUUUUUACAGUUCUAGAAAAAAAUAUAUGGGGAAAUCAAAAGUACUGCUGCUGCCAAAAAUGAACUAGGUAACUACUUCCCAUCACAGAUAUAACCAUCAAAUAUUCCACAAAAACAAUCCUUGACUGUGCUCGUUUCACUGUUAUGUCCUUAAUAUUGUUUCUGCCAACAAUUGCAGAUUGAUAUUGUGUGGGCACCAUCCUUUUUAGCUGACGCUUGCUUCCAUACUGACACAGAACAAGUUGGUAUGGGUGAGAAUGAAAGUCAGUGCAAACUGAAAAGAGGAUGGUGCCCUUGCUUAACACGAAGACCAUUUAUGUAUCUGGAGAAGAAGGCUUGAAGGAGGAAAAUUAUAGAUCUAAUAUCUUAAAGCACCCCUAUAACAAAGCCUCUGUGCUGGAGUUGCCACAUGUAUAACUUCAACCUUGUUUAGGCUCAUCAUUCCAUUUUGAAACUUACAGAAAACAUCUGAAUGAUUUGAAUUGUGGUAUUUUCCAACAUUUUGUAGGGUUGUACAAAAAAAGUGUCAAGACACUCUGGUUUUUUUAGUACAUGCCAAAGCACACCAUUGUAAGCACAAUGUAUAAUAGAUGUUCUCACGUAUAUUUCUAAUACCAAUAUCUCAUUGUAAAUAACAUGAAAAUUAUUUAAAUUGAUUUUAAAAUGCUCACAGGUGUAUGGAGAGUACCGUCAUGCUUUAGAUAUUGAAAAUGAAUUUUUGUAACCUAUUUUUAUUGGGCUUGUUGUGUAGCCAUUUGUAAAUGUUGCAUGCUCUCAGCCAUUAUUUAAUAAUUGUAUUUAUGCCAUUGAUGCUUCUUCAUUAUUACAAUUUGUGACUCUAUGUACUGAUGUUACCCAGGAUAGCAGGUUUUAUCAUGUGUAUAGGAAAACUUGAAUGCUGGAAAUUUGGAGAAACACUGACAGUCUGGAAACUCUUUUUUACUGUUUGAAGUUGAAGAAUAUCCCAAUUUCAAAGUUAUGACAACAAUAAAAUGGUACAGAGAUAUACUCUUACAGUUCAUAGAAUUGAUGUUUUACACGUAAAACUUUAUGUUUAGCAUAAAGAUAAAACUUCAAGUGACUUCAAGUUUGUUAAAUUUUCCAAACUGCCAGUGUCUUUCCAGACCUUAACUCGCCAGUGUUACUGUAACUUCAAGAAGUGAAUUUUUACACUAUAUUGUAUUACAGGCAAUUAAGCUUUGGGUAGCACUGUCUUUUGGGACAAUGUGUUGAAUUUUCCAUUUUAUUAAUUGCACUUCUGAGACUAAAAGAGAAUGAAUGAAAUGCUUUACAUAACCAAGCCUUUCAAUAUGAUACCUCAUAAUUGACUUGAAUAACUAUGCUUUUGGCAGGGUUGAGUAUAGGUUUGAAUAACCUUGCCUCUUGUAGAGGUAGUUAUGGUAUUAGAAGGGAUGUGUAAGUUUUAGCAAUGCAAUGUUUUAUCCAGAAAUCGUUUUUAACUCCCUUGCUGCCUUUGGAAGGUUAGUUUGUUAAAGAAGGUGCGUAGGGCAGGUAUGUUGUGAAACAUGAGAAGCUUUUAAAGGGAAAGUAACUGACUUGAGAAGGUGAAGUAGAGUGCCUUUCCUGAGAAAUUGAGGCUUGUUUUAAGGCUACUUUUAUGCAUUGUAUCACAAUGAAUAUUUUCAAUUAAAAAUGGUGUUUCUUACUUUGA